AGGUGAAAGCGAUAAAGCCCGCAUUUUAUUUGUUAAUGAAUGCGUAUUUUCUUCAGGAAAAUACAACAUAAAGAAUAUGCAUUGUUGUUUUAUGUUGGGGCUCUUGCGGGACAUGAGUACCCAUCGAAAAAUGAUUUCAGAGGAAUAGGGCGUGAACGAUGAAUUGACCCACGCUGACAUUGUCGUUUUGGUGGAACCGUGGGGAAUGACGUUUAUUACAAGCAUCUGGAGAGUUAAUAGACAAUGGCAUCGCCAUUGCGCCAACUCUUCAGUGCCCUUGAACAUAAUGAUAAGGAUCUAAGUUCGCCGUGACAGUGCAAACAAUUUAACCCGUGAAGUCUGCUUAUCAUCCCCUUUUCCGCUGCAGCGCGCAUGCUUCGCGGCUUGCUUUUCAAUUGUUUCAAUCUUGUGACAACUGACAAGUAGACUGCGACAUGAGAAGACUUGUCAAGCUAAAUGGGGUAGUUCAUUCCAAUUUAUUCAAAGGACUCAGUGCUAACUAUAGCAAAGGGUACCUCGCGCAUUCCCGGUUUUCGCGAAUGGCAAGUGGUGAUAACAAUGACAACCAUAAAUUGUUCGUACCACAAAACCGGCGCGAAAGGCGCAUAUCUGGUAGCGAACAAUAUGAAGACAGUGAAGAGCUUGACGAAUUAUUUUCUUCCCAAGAUGUUGCCAGGAAACCUAGUACUUUCGAUGAUGAACAGAAAUUAGAAGUACUUCUGAAAGAAGUUCUUGCAUAUCGAGACUCCAAUGUUAGCAGUUGGAUUGUUGAGAAUAAAGUCAAGAACCUAUGUGCUGUUUAUAGGUAUUUAUUAAAACCUCACAGAGAGGGAUUUUUGAAAGUUCUAGCAUGUGAACAUUCUGUAGACCAUAAGUUGAUAUGCAAUGCAGCAAAAUCACUGCAGGAAGAAUGUGACAAAAAUUUGAUUAUUAAAGGAGAAGAACGUUUGAAGAAUUUGCUGACUCCUCAGUAUGCUUGGUUAUUUCUUCACAUAGGUCGUUUAGAGAAAGGAGUCAAAUUUCUUGUGGAUUUACGAACUGAUUUAUUGAAUGUGCUCUCAGACACUGAUGUUAAAGAUCCUGCGUCAUUACCUCUUCAACAGCUGAACAUUACAUUGAAAGAAAUGCUCUCUUUGUGGUUUUCUGUAGGUUUUUUAAAUUUAGAGAGAAUUACAUGGAAGUCUCCUUGUGAUAUGCUUCAAAAAAUUUCAGAAUAUGAAGCAGUGCAUCCAGUUCGAAAUUGGACAGAUCUGAAGAGAAGAGUUGGCCCUUAUCGGCGAUGCUUUGUUUACACUCACAGCAGCAUGCCUGAUGAGCCAUUGGUAGUACUGCAUACAGCGUUAAGUGAUGAAAUAUCAAGUAGUGUGAGAGGAAUAGUUUCAGCAGCAUCUAGAAUGUCUAUUGAUGCAAAUGCCUUCCCAGCUCUGACUGCUGAUGCAGAAAUUGAAGAUCCUUCCAAUGUCAAAGCAGCAAUAUUUUAUUCAAUAUCUUCAACACAAAGAGGUCUUCAGGGAAUUGAACUAGGAAAUUAUCUGAUUAAGAGAGUUGUCCAAGAAUUACAAGCAGAAUUUCCAUUAGUGACAAAAUUUUCCAGUCUUUCCCCAAUACCUACAUUUAGACUGUGGUUGAUGGAGAAACUGAAAUUAUCAGAGAGAGGUUCUAGUGAUAUUUUUUCUGAGAAGGAAAUUCAAGAUUUUCAGACAUACCUGGAGACUGAUAAUAUAUGGUCAGAAUUAAGAAACUUAUUUAAAACUAAUGGUUGGAUUACCGAGACCAAUCUGAUACCACUCCUAGAAGGACCACUUAUGCGAUUAUGUGCAAGGUAUUUGUAUUUGGAGAAGAGACGUGGUUAUGCUUUGGAUAGUGUUGCAAACUUUCAUUUGAAGAAUGGUGCUGUAAUGUGGAGAUUAAAUUGGCAAGCCAAUCUCACACCUCGUGGAUUAGAUAAUUCAUGUGGCAUCAUGGUUAAUUACAGGUACUUCCUUGACAAAACUGAACACAACAGUCAUAACUACUUGGAGAAACAACAGAUUUCAGCAUCAGAGCAAGUGCUAGCAUUGGCUUCUGCCGCUAGUGAUUUGAUAAAGCAUACGUCAAAAAUAUAAGAUUUUUCAACUUUACACUCCCCAUGUUGCCAGCAAUAUUGUUCAUCUUCUUCCAAUUGAUUUUUUUAAAUAGUUGAAUUUUAUGGAUUUAGUGAAGUUUUUAAAGCAGCUAGACAUUUGUUCGUUUAAAACAUUUGUUAGAUAAUUAAUUCGUAAAUUAAAACAUGUUUUUAUUUAUUAUACCUACCUACCUUUGUGUGAAUUAUGUAUAUUUUUUCCUUUUCCAAAUAUUCAUUCAUUGUAAAUUUCUGGGUUUCCUUAUUGUAAUCAUAACUGAAGAUUUCUACAAUUGUUUUAUCCUGACAAUGUAUGAAAUGACACACUUCCAUAAAACAUCAUCACUAAAAAC
Molecule: messenger RNA, 2454 nt
Organism: Gryllus bimaculatus (two-spotted cricket)
Lineage: Eukaryota; Metazoa; Arthropoda; Insecta; Orthoptera; Gryllidae
Source: the annotation of a GenBank genome assembly